AUGUCUGAUCGAGACGAGCGGAGCAUGUCAAUUGUUCCAUACGCCUCCAGUCGUGACGUCGUUCUUCGUCAUAAUGAUGCAGUGGUAGUCUUCGACCGUGCCUCCAAGCAGCUAGUCCUCCAGAGCGCCGAUAAUGCACCAACGAACAUAGAACCGCCAGAAUGUCCCUACUGUCACCAGCGGCUGCGAGAUGGAAACCACACUAACAGAGAACGAGGGCACACUCCAGCUGCUCAGCAUGGGUUCGUUAACCCUGAGUAUUUUCGUAUGCUUGAUGCGACGCUACCAGGCACCUCCGAACGAUCUGGACCCCCGUCUCCCCGAAGGCGAUUAGUACAACCGAUACCGCUCGAGGGUUCACCCCUAGGCUCUUCGUACAGUGAUGAUACCACAGCUCCGGCGUCUCCUGGCAUCUCUUCCACCGCAUUCAGUCAGGGAUAUUUUAAGCGGUUUUUUGUCGAAGAAGGCGUGCUCGGUAGAGGCGGAAAGGGUGUUGUACUACUCGUUAAGCACGUCCUCGAUGGUGUUCCACUGGGCCAAUUUGCCUGCAAACGUGUUCCAGUAGGAGAUGACCAUGAGUGGCUAAAGAAGGUAUUAAUUGAAGUUCAGCUGCUCCAGGGUCUGUCGCAUCAAAACUUGGUGCCAUACCGGCAUGUGUGGCUUGAAAAUGCGAAACUGAGCAAUUUUGGUCCAAGCGUGCCAUGUGCCUUUAUAUUACAGCAGUACUGCAACGCCGGAGAUUUGCAAAAGUAUGUCUGCGGCUCGGUUCAGUCGGCCGUAACCCCACAGCAACUGAAAGAGCGCUUGCGCCGAAGAUCCAAAGGUGAGCCCGAAGUCCCUAGCUUCGGCGGUCCGGUCAAGCUUCAGUUUGAGGAGAUCUAUUCUUUUUUCAGGGACAUAACUUCAGGCCUGAAGUACCUACAUGAAAAUGGUUACAUUCAUCGUGAUUUGAAACCGAGCAACUGCCUACUCCAUGAAACUGGGCGCGAGCUCCGAGUUUUGGUCAGUGAUUUUGGGGAAGUCCAGUCGGAAAACACUAUUCGAAAUUCUACUGGCAGUACAGGAACCAUUUCCUACUGCGCACCCGAAGUGCUACGACGUCUCUCCCCCAAUGGUCCUUUUGGAAAUUUCACGUUCAAAUCUGACGUGUUUUCUCUGGGGAUGAUUCUCUACUUUCUUUGUUUUGCAGAACUUCCUUAUCGGAAUGCCGAUGUCAUUGAUGAAGACAAAGAGGACUUAGAUGAAUUGCGCACUGAAAUAAGCCAGUGGGCUGGAUUUGAUGACGCAAGACGCCUUAGACCAGAACUCCCGGAAAAGCUUUAUAGCUUUUUGAAAAGGAUGCUUUCCGUUGACCCUAAUGAACGCCCAACCGCUGCAGAUGUUUUAAGUGGAAUACAAACUGGUGUAGGUGCUUCCGAUAGCCACAGGUACCAUAGAAACGGCCGUUCGGCAGAAAGACGUUCGAAAUCACUUGCCCUCCCCGUUGAAUCGCCGAACGCUGCAUCAGAAAUGCGAAGUCCGAGUAAUGGACUAGGUACCGGAAUCACCCCAAGCCGUCACGCGCAUGGCUACGGAACCAACAAAACAAUCGACAUUAGACGCACCUCUGAACCAAUUCCCGAAAUGGGAGAAGAGAUCCGGCCAUCCGAAAAUACCCUACUCAUCCACUCUCCUACGGACGCCGAUCAUUCCAUUCUACAUCCAGACCACCAGCGGAUACCUGCAGCUAACCAUCUCCUCAUGCCCCCUCCACGACGAUUUUCUUUUUAUAGUCUCAUUAGACACCGAAUAAAUGGCCAUUAUGUUGCCAUCACACUUGCUUUCCUCAAAAUCCUCUCUAUCACCCGGCCUUGUUCACCUCUGGCAGUGAACACUUGGAUAUUUUACCCACUUCUUCUUCUUACUAUAUCAGAUUUAGGGACCACCAGGACCUGGAUUCAUGUUUCAACUUUGGUGAUACAUUUGAUCGUUACCGCUUUUGCUUUGCGUUUGGACUUUUUUUGUCUUAGAGCGAGUAAGUUUCAACACUUCCCACUAAACCUAUGAUGACCUAACGGGGGUUGAUGUUGGCUUGUAAGUUCGAUAAAGAGAGGCCCUGAUUUUGCUUAUGAUUUUUACGAAUGUUUGUAGCUAUGAUGUAUUGUAACAAAAUUAA
Molecule: messenger RNA, 2155 nt
Organism: Coccidioides posadasii C735 delta SOWgp
Lineage: Eukaryota; Fungi; Ascomycota; Eurotiomycetes; Onygenales; Onygenaceae
Gene: IKS1
Product: putative serine/threonine-protein kinase iks1
Biological process (GO): protein phosphorylation
Cellular component (GO): cytosol; cytoplasm; nucleus
Molecular function (GO): eukaryotic translation initiation factor 2alpha kinase activity; ATP binding
Source: RefSeq, a predicted model, not a curated record